Ananas comosus (pineapple) is the source of this 3335-nucleotide messenger RNA. RefSeq names its product chromatin assembly factor 1 subunit FSM. Gene Ontology annotation, biological process: nucleosome assembly. Gene Ontology annotation, cellular component: nucleus; CAF-1 complex. NCBI's taxonomy places the organism in Eukaryota, Viridiplantae, Streptophyta, Magnoliopsida, Poales, Bromeliaceae. The record is from RefSeq and is a predicted model, not a curated record. Bases 348 to 3062 code for a protein of 904 amino acids. The transcript is spliced from 13 exons.
AGGAGUUAAAGACAAGGGUGAAUUGGGAUUUGGGGGUAAAAAAGGGGGGAGCUCCUUCUCAAAUCCUCGCCAAUUUCGAUCGAGAAUAUCGUUCUGCAUGGGGAUUUGAUCUAUUCGGAGGUCGAUCGGAAGGCGGAAUCCGAGGUUACAGUACACGAGAAAAAAAAAGUGGAAGUAGAUCGCAGAGGGUUAGCUAAAACCCUAGAAAAACAUCCAAUUGGCGAAGAAAUGUCCAAUAUUCGUGCUGAUUACUGAAGAAAUUAGAAAAGUUUCCAACUUUAGCUCACUAAAUCGUUGCAAACGCAUUCCUAGGGCUCCAUUUUUCUGGAUCGUAGCUGGGAUUCUUAAUGGACGGUGUUGCGCUCCUUGGUACCAUUCGAUCCGAAGACCUGGAUCGCAGCGAGGACGAUAGAGACUCCAUGGUUGUCGAUACGGCUCCAAAUCACGCAUUAGAUCAAUCGAGAUCGAAUGCCGAGGGUCUCGUUGUUCUUAAUUGUGUCCCCGAAGUCGACGAGGAUUUGAUGAGUGUUGAUGCUUCUCCUAUGGAAUCUGUAGCACAGUCAAAAGAUACAUCAAAGGAUAAUGAUAAGGGAGUUAAGAAACAGUUGAAGAGGAAGAGAGCUUCAAUUGACUCCGAUUUGAUAGGCAAGGAUAAAGAAGCUCUGAUCACACAGCUUCACCAGGAGCUUGAGGGGUUGUUUGAAUACUAUAAGAAGGUUUCGGGACUUAAGAUAAGUUUAGAAGAGUAUGGGCACCUGUCGAACAAUUCGAUGAUUGCUUGCUUGCUAGAAGAGAGCAAUCUUUCGUUUUCCAAGUUGGUGGAGGAGAUUUAUGAGAAGUUGAAGGCGAGAGACGGGGUUAUGUUGGCUUCGGUGCGUAGUUCCGUGCUUUUUGUUGGGCAGAGAUCAAUGUAUGGGACAUCUAAUGCAGAUACUGAUGUAUUGGAAGAUGAGUCCGAAUCAUGCCUUUGGUGUUGGGAGACGAGGGAUUGGAAGCUGUUACCUGCGAGCCUACGUGGCACUUUGAAUAUCCGUCGCACGGCUCGGAAGAAAAUUCAUGACAGGAUUUCUGCUAUUUCUGCAACUUUGUCUAUACUUGCAAAUUUAGAAGGUUGUCAUGGUGGGAGAAGUGAUUUCACUAAAGCAUCUGUAAAACUUGGGAAAGCAUUAAACCUCGACGGAAUUCAAUCUUUGGUAGAAUGUUUGGAAAAGAAGAACGGUGCUGAAAUGGCCGAGAGAGAUGCCAAACUAAAAGAAAAAGAGUUGAUCAAAGAGGCAGAGAGAAAUAAGCGGAAUGCCGAGAAAGAAAAGAAGAAAGUUGAACGUGAGAUUCAGAAAGAGAAAUUGCAUGCUGAAAAGGAGGCAAAACGUUUGCAAGAAGCAGCCGAAAAGGAAGCAAAACGUCAUGAGAAAGAAGAAGCAGAACUGAAAAAGCAACUAAAGAAGCAACAAGAAGAAGCAGAGAGGGAGCAAAAGCGCCGUGAGAAGGAAGAAGCAGAAUUGAGGAAGACACUCCGCAUGCAGAAGCAGGCAAAUAUGAUGGAGCGGUUUCUUAAGAAGAGUAAAAUGAAUUCAGAUAACCCUAAUGAUCGAGUCUCUACUAAGGGCCGCAUUGUUGAUUCUGCUUUGAAAAAUGAAGAGGCAAAUAAUUCGGCUACAUCAUCCAUGGACCAUACCUUUUCUCACCAAGAUGCUUGCGCUUUGGAGGAUCUUUGGAGGUUUCAUGUCGCUGGCUGGAAAAAGUUAUCUUGUAACCGAUUAUCUAGAUGGGGUGUUAGGCGCAAGCCUAAAACUGAGUUGUUGAAGGAGCUUAAGCUGCAAAAAUGCUCCGAGGCUGGGUUCCAUGAAAAAUCUGCAGCUCCAAAUAAAGAACUCUCUAAAGAUAAUGUGAAUCGUGCAAAUGAACUAAGCUAUGAUAAGCUUGUGGAUGAAUUCGAAAUAUCACUCUCAAACAACAUGCCAUGCCAUGAUGGGAAUAAUGCUGCCCCAGCACUCAUUCUGUUGGUAAAGAGAAAGCUUUUACAGUUUGACAAAAGUUGCAGGCCAGCGUAUUAUGGCACUUGGAGCAAGAAAAGUGGUGUUGUUGGACCAAGACAUCCCUUUAAGAAGGACCCUGAUUUGGAUUACGACGCUGAUAGUGAUGAAGAAUGGGAAGAGGAGGAUCCUGGUGAAAGUCUCUCCGAUUGUGAGAAAGAUAAUGAGGAAAGUUUGGAGGAUGAAAAUUCUAAGGUUGCAGAUGAAGAAGAGAGCGAAGACAGCUUUGUUGUGCCUGAUGGUUAUCUCUCUGAAAAUGAGGGAGUUCAAGUUGACUGUUUAGUAGGCAGCAAAGAAGAUGAAGCCAGCAGCACAUCUUGCGGGCCAGCUGCUGAAGUUGAGGAAAUUGAACCUUUAAUUCGACAGCAGAAAAUUCUCAAUAAAUUAACCGAGCAGGCUCUUAGGAAGUCCCAGCCGCUGGUGAUAUUCAACCUAAAUCAUGAGAAAGCCAAAUUAAUGGUGGCUGAGGAUCUUGUAGGGAUUGCUAAGCUCGAGCACAUUUGCUUGCAUGCUCUUUCCAUGCAAGCCUUUCAUGGAAGCCCGAUUAUUGAUUUGUCUUUUAAUGACAAUUUGUUACCCAAGGACCAAGAGAUUUGCUCAUCAAAUAGCAAGCAUAGCCACACUCCGACAACCACAUCACCCAUUCCAGAUUCAGAUUUGCCAGAAAUAGUAAGGCUGAUUCGAUCUUGUCCGCAUGGGUUGAAUAAGUUGGUUGACUUGAUACAGCAACAUUUCCCGAGCUUCACUAAGUCGCUAUUGAAAAGUAGAGUGCGAGAGAUAGCUGACUUUGCUGAUAGUCGCUGGAAGGUUAAGAAGGAAGUAUUGGACAAACUUGGUUUAUCAACCUCCCCAGAAAAUGCUGGAAGAGCCAAAGGAAUAGCUAUGUACUUCUCGAAACGUUGUUUACCUCCGGAAGGUGAGUCCAUGAAAGCUUCGGAAUCUUCGCCACAGCGAUGCUCAAAGUCAAAAGAGCAUCACAACACUUGUAGCCGCAUACAUGAAACUGGAGUAGAGCACUCUUUAAGCUAAACCCUGCUGUGCUAAAUAUUUUGGAGGUGUUUUUGUUUUCUCUUGUGACCGGCCCUGUUUUUCGUGUUAUUGUAUCCCUAUGAUCCAUAGUUCCCAAAGAUAUAGUUUGUCAUGCGCCGGCACUUUUGUUUGGGUGAAUGGGGUAUAUAUAAAUCUAGGAAUGUCAUAUUUUGUUGGUAAAAAUUGGACUGAUGUAAAAGAUGUAACAUUGGUAAGUAGAUCUUAUCUGAAUGGCAGUUGAAUGUGUUUGGUUUUGAGAUUCUCAAAGCUUUA